AUGAUCAAGGACUUUGAACACAUGGUUCCUCUUGAAACCCGUCGCAUUGCCACGAGCACUUUCCUAGGCAUCCCAGUUCACGACCAGUCAGAUGGUCACCAUCCAUCCACCUGCCACCGCUACACCACCCUCCGAAACCCAAACGACACAGGGAAGCAUCAGAAACCAGGUGCUGCAGCUCCUAGUACACCAACUCCAGGACCCAAAAGUAACCGACAGGCAUAA
This is a messenger RNA of Fusarium venenatum, 225 nucleotides long. The record is from RefSeq and is a predicted model, not a curated record. Lineage: Eukaryota; Fungi; Ascomycota; Sordariomycetes; Hypocreales; Nectriaceae.